AUGUCUCGUCCUCAAGUUUCUGUUAUCUCGGCCCAGGGCCAAAAGACCUCCACCCAGUUGCCUUUGCCAGCUGUUUUCGCUGCUCCAGUCAGAGCCGACAUUGUCCACUCCGUUUUCACCAGAGUGAACAAGAACAAGAGACAGGCUUACGCUGUUUCUGAGAAGGCUGGUCACCAGACUUCUGCUGAGUCUUGGGGUACCGGUCGUGCUGUUGCCAGAAUCCCAAGAGUUGGUGGUUCCGGUACUCACAGAGCCGGCCAGGGUGCUUUCGGUAACAUGUGUAGAGGUGGUCGUAUGUUCGCUCCAACCAAGACUUGGAGAAGAUGGCACGUCAAGGUGAACCAGAACGAGAAGCGUUACGCUACUGCUUCUGCUAUUGCCGCUUCUGCUGUCACCUCUUUGGUUUUGGCCAGAGGCCACAGAGUCGAGGAGGUCCAGGAGUUGCCAUUGGUUCUCGCUAACGAGUUCGAGUCCAUCUCCAAGACCAAGGAGGCUGUUGCCGCUUUGAAGGCUGUUGGUGCCCACAAGGACAUCAUCAGAGUCAUCAAGUCCAAGAAGUUGAGAGCUGGUAAGGGUAAGUUGAGAGGCAGAAGAUUCGUCCAGAAGAAGGGUCCAUUGGUUGUCUACGCUAACGACAACGGUAUUGCCAAGGCCUUGAGAAACGUUCCAGGUGUCGACACUGCCCACGUUUCCCGUUUGGGUUUGUUGCAGUUGGCUCCAGGUGCUCACUUGGGUAGAUUCGUUAUCUGGACCCAGGCUGCCAUUGAGUCUUUGGACUCUGUCUACGACAACAAGGCUGGCUACUCUUUGCCAUCCAACAUUGUCUCUAACACCGACUACAAGACCUUGAUCAACUCUUCUGAGAUCCAGGCUGUUGUCAGACCAUCCAACGAGGCUUCUACCAAGAGACCUCACGUCUUGAAGAAGAACCCAUUGAAGAACAAGCAGGUUAUGUUGAGAUUGAACCCUUACGCUAAGACCUACUCUGACUUGAAGUUGGGUUCCACCAAGGUUGACAAGAAGGGUGCUAAGCCAUCUAAGGGUCAGUUCCUCUCUGUCUUGAAGCAGUAA
Molecule: messenger RNA, 1071 nt
Organism: Sungouiella intermedia
Lineage: Eukaryota; Fungi; Ascomycota; Pichiomycetes; Serinales; Metschnikowiaceae
Source: the annotation of a GenBank genome assembly